Messenger RNA from Lachancea fermentati, 1275 nucleotides. The record is from the annotation of a GenBank genome assembly. Lineage: Eukaryota; Fungi; Ascomycota; Saccharomycetes; Saccharomycetales; Saccharomycetaceae.
AUGUCAUCAGAAGUGGUUAGUAAGCUCGGAAAUUUAUUUACAUGUAAUUCAUGUAUGAUUCAAUUCAGAUCCAGUGAUAUGCAGCGAUAUCACAUGAAAACCGAAUGGCAUAGGUAUAAUUUGAAGCGAAGGAUCGCCGAUUUGCCCCCUAUCAGCGCUGAUUUGUUCGCGGAAAAGUUACAAAUAUCUGAGAGAGAAAAACAGCUUCAUGAAGUAGAUGAAUUCGGAUUUGCUAUAUUGAAGCCUCGAAACUCCGGACGCGUUGAAAGAAAACAGCGUUCAUCUCAGAAAAAUCUUACGAGAGGAAGACGGCCGGAAGGUAUAAAACAACAUGCACAUGUAAUUCGAUCGUUAUCACCUGCGUCCUCUGUGGCCUCACAAAUAUCAAAGUUUUCGAUUGAUAGCAAAAUGGAAAUUCCUACAGAUUUUGAGGAAGAGGCACAAUAUGACUAUGAUUUCACAACUGAUUCGAACUAUACCAGUGAUGAUAACACCAGUAUCACAGAUUCCACUUUCGAUGAUUACGAUGGAAUACUGGUGACUGACUGUUUAUUUUGUGGUAACCAUCAUCAAGACAUCGAGAGGAACGUUCGUCAUAUGUUUCAACACCACGGAUUCUAUAUUCCUGAGAGAUCUUAUUUGAUUGAUUUACCAGGCUUACUUGAAUACUUCAUUGAUUUGAUAGUACUUGAUCAUGAGUGUCCAUGCUGUUCUUUUGAGGGAUCAAGUUUAGAGAGCAUACGGGCUCACAUACAUUCAAAACGCCAUGCAAGGAUACCUUAUGAAACAAAGGAAGAAAGAUCUCAGUAUUCGGAGUUUUAUGACUUUUCCUCUUUAAGUAGUGUAAGACCCUCCGAAAAGAAGGAAAAAAAGACAGUAACCUUUAAAGAAAAUGAUAGCAGUGGAGAAGAGGACAAUGAUCAAAGUGAAAUUGAGUUAGAGAGCUCAAUCGAAGACGGAAUAAACUCAAAUUAUUCUGUGGCUCGCAUGGAUAAUUCCGGAGUGGAACUGACUCUUCCGACGGGUACCAGAGUCGGGCACCGAGCUAUGACGCGAUAUUAUAGGCAAAAUCUGCCAGGCCCUGCCGAUUUAUCGGACGGUAAUAGAACACUAGCAGUUGCUGAUAGAAGAUUUAAGGGAGGCGUGUCCCAUAAGUUGGUAGUUUAUGGUGAAAAGAAAGCCCAACAAGUUGAAAAACGAAUCAAUAAUAGAAGUAUUUCGCGGCAAAUGAAGAAGGGUAAUUAUCAACCUCAUUACAGGGAUGAGAUUCUUUAA